Vigna angularis (adzuki bean) is the source of this 1210-nucleotide messenger RNA. RefSeq lists its product as uncharacterized. Lineage: Eukaryota; Viridiplantae; Streptophyta; Magnoliopsida; Fabales; Fabaceae. The record is from RefSeq and is a predicted model, not a curated record. Gene Ontology annotation, cellular component: nucleus. The transcript is spliced from 5 exons. The coding region runs from base 178 to 897 and encodes 239 amino acids.
UGUAAGAUAGAAGACUUGUAGAUUCACCAAGGAGGCGCUGACAUCCCUAAUUUAUUUGGCAACCACCAAGCACAGUCGAAUUCAAAGAAAAAAAACGGUAAAAAGAUUCGACCUUUUCACCUUCUUUGAGGUUUGGAUUUCCUCAUCUUCAUCCCCUUUUCACCACGCGCUUGAAGUAUGGCGAAUGAUGCAGAAGAUUUCGCUCAAUUCGGGAUUUCAAAGGAGGAAAAGGAUAAGCUUGUUGGGGAAGUGAUUAGGUAUGUGCUUUUCAAAACCCAUCAUACUUCAGGGUGCCCUAUUAAGAGAGAGGAACUCACUCAAGUCGUUACGAAGAACUACCAUCAGCGUAGCCUUCCUGCCUUUGUUAUCAAUGAAGCUAAGGACAAGCUUUCCUCCGUAUUUGGGUAUGAAAUGAAGGAGCUUCAAAGGGCACAACCUUCAUCCAAAGCCCAAACUCGGGCAUCCCAACAGAGUGGGGCAGAUCCAAAAUCAUACAUUCUCAUAAGUCAACUUCCUCCUGAUGUAUAUGAAAAAUAUGUUGUGGAUGCGAAAACUGCUCAUCUAUCUGGAUUCACUUUUGUCGUGAUUAGUAUUGUACAUCUUGCUGGUGGCAAAAUUCCAGAAGACAUUCUAUGGAGCCAAUUAAGGAGGAUGGGUUUGGCCUUGGGUGAAAAUGAAGGAAGUCAUCCAGUCUUUGGAAAUGUUAAGCAGGCAUUGGAACUUCUUGUUCAGCAAAGGUAUUUACAGAAAGACAAAGUUAAUGGUCCUGAAGGCAAUACCCUAUAUUAUGAGCUAGCUGAGAGAGCUUUAGAUGCACCCAUGAAUGACAGGGUGAAGGAAUACAUCUCUCAGGUAGUGUUUUUGGAUAAUCCUAUUAUUUUACUUGUGUCUAUCUGAAACAUGUUUCUCUUGCAGAUUGUACAGGAUAAUACUACAGUGGAUGCUGCCUAAGAGCUAGUUCUUCGUUCUCUCAACUGGGAUAUAAUUAUGCUGAUAAAAAACAAUAGUAGAGAAAUAGAGAUGAGAUCAUGGUUCCAAUUGAUUACUAACUUUAAGCCUUGAACUCUUCAAGAAUCUCCAUCUAAAUCCUGUCUUCAGCGAAAUGUGCAGGUGUUAAGAUUUAGGUUCAGAUUUGUCAAUGAUGAAAGUUUUGUAAAUUUGAAGCUGAUUGUGUAUAUAACAAAGGUUAAGUUUAAUCUUAUUUUAUGUA